Molecule: messenger RNA, 1693 nt
Organism: Suncus etruscus (white-toothed pygmy shrew)
Lineage: Eukaryota; Metazoa; Chordata; Mammalia; Eulipotyphla; Soricidae
Gene: R3HDM4
Product: R3H domain containing 4
Exons: 8
Coding region: 63-881 (272 amino acids)
Molecular function (GO): nucleic acid binding
Source: RefSeq, a predicted model, not a curated record
UCCCGGCCGACAAGGCCCUGCCGGGCGGCGGCGGCUGCGGCCACUACGGCGGCGUCCGGGCCAUGGUCGCGCUGGAGACCCAGGAGGGCGGCUCGCAGGAGGCGGCACCAGCUGCGGGGGGCGCCCCCGGAGGGCGGCGGACGCUGCCCCUCCCUGGCUGCCUGCCCCCCCUGGCCAGCCCCCAGGUGAAGAGAUUCUCAGCCUCCAGACGGAAGCGGCAUUUCAUCAACCAGGCCGUGCGCAACUCAGACUUGGUACCCAAAGCCAAAGGGCGAAAGAGCCUCCAGCGACUGGAGAACACCCAGUACCUCUUAACCUUGCUGGAAGCCGAGGGGGACACCCCGGGUCCUGAUGAUGGGGACCUGACACCCCCAGCUGCGCCGGGCAUCUUCGCAGAGGCUUGCAACAACGAGAACUACGUGGAGAUCUGGAAUGAUUUCAUGAACCGCUCCGGGGAGGAGCAGGAGCGAGUCCUGCGCUACCUGGAGGAUGAGACCAAGAGCAAGGCCCGGAGGAGGGGGCCUAGCCGCGGGGAGGAGCGGCCCAGAGUUGAUCCAGUCUUAACCCCCCGUGAGUGCUUCCAGCGCAUCAGCAGGCGUCUGCGUGCUGUCCUGAAACGGAGCCGCAUCCCCAUGGACACUCUGGAAACAUGGGAGGAGCGACUGCUGCGGUUCUUCUCCGUGUCCCCCCAGGCUGUGUACACAGCUAUGCUGGACAACAGCUUCGAGAGGCUCCUGCUCCACGCUGUGUGCCAGUACAUGGACCUUAUCUCUGCCAGUGCUGAUCUGGAGGGCAAGCGGCAGAUGAAGGUGAGCAACCGGCAUCUGGAUUUCUUGCCACCCGGGCUUCUCCUGUCAGCAUACCUGGAGCAGCGCAGCUGAUAACGGCACCUGGGACACCCCCCCUGCAGCCCCAAUGCCACCCCUCUUACAAGAGCUUCAUGAUUUUAAAUUUGUGGUUGGCACCUGCUCUCUCUCCCCUUGGGGGUGGCUGUGUCUCCCCCCAGCCUCUCCCAACUGCCCAUAACCACCACCAUACUGGGACUUGUAUUUGGGUGGGGAAACCCACCUGGUCCCUUGCAUACUGGGACUUGUAUUCAGGUGGGGGGACCUGCCCAGUUCUGGUCCCUUCCCAGUUCCUUUUUCCAUUCAUUUUCCUUGCCCCAAUUGAGCUUAUUUAGGGGGGAGGCAAUGAGCCUGGGUUUUUAUCACUUUUAAGGAAUUUGGUGUGAUUUGUUGUAUAUUUUUAAAUUUUCCUUUGGGGAAGAAAAACCAAAAACUUGCCCCAGCUGAUAUGGGGGAUUUUUUGGGGGGUGCUUUGCUCCAGCCCCUUUUUGAUUCCCCCUUCCAGUUUGGGGCCCUACCUAGUGCCCCAAGAAUGGCAUCUCGUGUGUAUGUGCGCGUGUGAUCAUUCUCAUUUUAUCCUCUUUUACGGAUCGUGUGUUCCAGGGGGGCUUUAGGGGAACCCUCCUGCUCUAGACUCCCCUCUUCCUUCAAACUGGGGCUCCGGGACUUCCAACCAGAAGCCUCCGCCCUCAGACACCCCUGUUCUCCUGGCUCUGUCCCCUGGGUUGGGGGGUGACUUGGGUCACCCCUGGCCUGGCCCUCAGGAGCAGGAGAGAACCCCCUUAAACUCCCUGUGUGACAUGUGUACGCCGAGAAAAGAGAUUUUAAAUAAAUUUCUGGUGCUCUGG